GUGCAACAUCAAAUCCAGCCCCCAAAAGCACAGUCUGAGCAGAAAAGAAACACACAUUGCCAUAAAGCCGGCCAUCCAAUUGGAUGGACCCAUUGCCCAAACACCUUCUUCGUUAUCUCUCUCUCUCUCCCCACAUGUAUCCAUCCUUGACUUGGACCUCAUUUGUUUUCUGAUCUUUCGCCUUUCCAGUUUCUCUGUAUCUUAUAGAAGAACAGUAGUUGCAUGCAUUUAAUCUAGGCCCGGCUGGGGAAAUGAUGGCCGAUCAAGGUGGUGGAGGUGGGGGAUCGGUGAUGAUAAGAGAUUACAGGAAAGGGAACUGGACGGUGACCGAGACCAUGGUGCUGAUUGAAGCCAAAAGAAUGGACGAGGAGAGAAGGACCAAGAGAAGCGGCGGCGGCAGCAAGCCGGCGGAGCUGCGGUGGAAGUGGGUGGAGGAUUACUGCUGGAGGAAAGGUUGCUUCCGCAGCCAAAACCAGUGCAACGACAAGUGGGACAACCUCAUGCGCGACUACAAGAAAGUCCGCGACUACCACCGCCGACUACCACCACCACUCCCUCCCUCCGCCGCCGAAGAAGCAGCAGCUGCGGCGUCGACCACCUCUUCCGCUUCCAGUUACUGGAAGCUGGACAAGAACGAGCGCAAGGAGAGGAACCUUCCCAGCAACAUGCUUCCCCAGAUUUACGACGCCCUCGUCGACGUCGUCGAGAGCAGAGGCGGCGGCGGCGGCGGAGGAGGUUCUCAUCCUACUUCCGGCGGGAACACGCCUAGAACCCCUUCCGUCUCUCCAUCCUCCGCCAAGCCGAUGAUUGACGAGUCAACGAGCGUUCUUCUUCAUCAUCAUCCUCAACACCAACAACAGCAGCAGCCUCCUCCGGCGAUUGCACUGCCGCCCCCUCUUUUAACGGCGCCGCCACGCCAACAUCCAAUAUCAGUCUUGCCCCGGGCUCAACCAGCAGUACCGCCGCCGCCGCCACAUCCAUUGACGGCGCUUCCUCUGCCGCCUCAUUCUCUUCCUCCGCCGCCUCCAACCCACCCUCCUCAUCAACCAUCACCCACAGUAGGGUUAAUUGAUUUUUUGAUGUUGUUUGUUUUCUUCCCCAAAUUGAUGGGAUUGGAGACGUCUGACGGUACGAGCGAAGAAGAAGACUCCUCGGGCUCACCACCACCGGCGCCGAACAAGCGGAUGAGGACGGCAUCAUUAUCCGGCGGCGGCGGCGGUGAAGACGGAACAAGCCGCGGCGGCGUGGGAACGACUGCACCCUCCAGCCCGUCCACGUCAUCGGCGGAUGAGGGCGAUCGAGUUGUAGUUGCGGGCAGGGAGAUAUCGAGGAUAGCGGAGGCGAUUCAGGCGUGUCAAGAAGGACAGGAGCGGCGGCACAGGGAGAUGGUGAGCUUGCAGGUGCGGAGGCUGGAGAUAGAAGAGUCCAACACGGAGAUCACCCGCCACGGGAUUAACGGUUUGGUGGGCGCCGUUAAUAAGCUUGCUCACUCCAUUCUCGCUCUCGCUUCUUCUUCUUCUUCCUCCCCUUCCCCUCUCCACAUGAACAAUAACAGCACCGGCAACACUAGUAAUAAACCCCAUAACCAGAAGCCGAACCCGAACCAGGACCCGUCUUCAUCUUCUCAACCACCCAACUGA
Linum tenue is the source of this 1640-nucleotide messenger RNA. Lineage: Eukaryota; Viridiplantae; Streptophyta; Magnoliopsida; Malpighiales; Linaceae. The record is from the annotation of a GenBank genome assembly.